AUGAAGAUAUAUUUAACAAUUCAAAUUGUAUACGGUAUCAUUACAUACGAUUAAAAUACUCUUAAUUAGUUUACUUAUUAGUAUAGUGGAGGAAAUUCUUGUCAUUCACCUUAACAACGCAUACAAAAAUUUUAUUUUUCUGACACAUUUGCAAGACCUACAAAAAAAUUUUUUUUUAAACUGAUUUAUUUAACUUGGCUUGUCCAAAAGUCAAUUUAACGCUCAGAUUAAGACAGUUACAAUGUAUUAAUUAUUUAAAAAUGAGAUUUUAUAACACUAGGGGAUGCUAUUAAUCAAUCGUUUAUGGUAUUGUAAUUAAAUGCUUUAUUAAUUUAAGAUUGUAUUGAUUGUGUAGAAGAAAGUAUUUCAAACAGAAUUUAAAUUGGAAAUGUUUGUCAAUGUAAAACAGGAUAUUCUGAAUAUGAAGUUAAGGAAUAAAUCUGUGGAAGUAUUACUUUUAAUUCAUUUUAGAAUGUCAUGCAAAAUGCUUAACAUGUUUCUAACCCGCUGACGGAUCUGAAAACUAAUAUUGUCUUACUUGUAUUCCUGGAUAAAAUCGUGUUGUUUCAGACACUUUUAAAUGUGAUUGUGAAGUUAAUUAUAGUGAUUUUGGGGGCAUUUUAGAAGUUUGUGCUGGUAGAUUAAUAAAUUAUACAUAGUUUGUCAUUAUACAUGUGGAAAUUGUAUUGGUGUCGAAGCCACAAAUUGUUCAUAAUGCUCAGAAACUUCUAACAGAGAAUUAACACCUUUGGGAGAAUGUUUAUGUAAAUAAUCGUAUUUUGAUGAUAAUACUGAAAAUAUAACAUGUUAAAGUACUUAAUUGGAUGUGAUUAAUAGAGUGUCAUCAUUCUUGUUUAAUAUGUGCAAGCAGUACUGAAAAGGAUACAUGUUUAGAAUGUCCUUCUAGUAGAACAGCUUAAUCAUCAGGUAGUUUCUUCGAAUGCUUUUGUACUGAUUCAAAUACAUUUGAUGAUGGAUUUUCACUAUAAUGUCAAUAAUGUGAUUAAUCCUGUAAAACAUGUUUUGGUCCACUUUCAUCUAAUUGUUUAACAUGUGAUACAAAUUAUAGAUAACUGGAAUUAUCAUUUUGUGUUUGUCCAAUAAAUUAUUAUGAUAUUGGAUAAUUAGAGUGUGCAGGUAAUUAUUACUUAUUAUUAAAAGAAUGCCAUUAUUCUUGUCACAGAUGUUUUGAUAAUAAUGCAGAAAGUUGUAUAAUGUGUUCUUUUGACCUUAAUCUUAGGGUUUUGAAAGGUAAUAUAUGUAAAUGUGUUGAUGGAUAUUAUGAGGAAGUUGGAAUAGCUUAAUGUUAAAGUAAUUAUUAAAUUAUUAUUAUCUAUUAGAAUGUGCAUAUAAAUGUGAGACAUGUAACAUUCAGCCUGAUAAAUGUCUGAGUUGUCCAUUAAAUUCAAUUCGUAAACUUGAUCCAAUUAAAGGAUGUUAUUGCCCAGAGGAAUACUUUGAUAAAGAAAAUGAGAUAACUUGUCUAAGUAAAAUAAAUAUAAAUUAAAGAAUGUCAUUUCAAAUGUAAAACCUGUUAAUAAUUAACAAAAUAUUCUGA
This is a messenger RNA of Paramecium primaurelia, 1558 nucleotides long. NCBI's taxonomy places the organism in Eukaryota, Ciliophora, Oligohymenophorea, Peniculida, Parameciidae. The record is from the annotation of a GenBank genome assembly.